Drosophila erecta is the source of this 1002-nucleotide messenger RNA. RefSeq names its product heat shock protein 67B3 (gene Hsp67Bc). The transcript has a single exon. NCBI's taxonomy places the organism in Eukaryota, Metazoa, Arthropoda, Insecta, Diptera, Drosophilidae. The coding region runs from base 200 to 799 and encodes 199 amino acids. Gene Ontology annotation, biological process: protein refolding; response to heat. Gene Ontology annotation, molecular function: protein folding chaperone. The record is from RefSeq and is a predicted model, not a curated record.
ACGCAGCUAAACCGUUAAACUCCACAUUCGAGUCGGAAAAGUGAAGGUGAAUUGUGCGCCGAACUGCAGUUGAGAUUGUGGAUUCCACCCCCCGCUGGCAAAUCAACCCCUUGGAUACUUUUUGAAAGGAAAACAGGUCGUCGGUUCAACGAACUUCCUUCCGCCAGAUACACAAAGAAGUAAAGGAAAGAAAAGUAAAAUGCCAGAUAUUCCCUUUGUCUUGAAUUUGGACUCUCCGGACUCCAUGUACUACGGCCACGAUAUGUUCCCUAAUCGCAUGUACAGGCGGUUGCAUUCGCGGCAGCAUCAUGAUCUAGAUUUGCACACUUUGGGUUUGAUUGCUCGAAUGGGUGCACAUGCCCAUCACCUGGUGGCGAAUAAGAGGAACGGGGAGCUGGCUGCCUUGGGUCGAGGUGGCACCUCAAAUAAGCAGGGCAAUUUCGAGGUCCACCUGGAUGUGGGACUCUUUCAGCCAGGUGAACUCACCGUCAAACUAGUCAAUGAUUGCAUUGUCGUCGAGGGAAAACACGAGGAGCGGGAGGACGAUCAUGGGCAUGUAUCCCGGCAUUUCGUUCGCCGCUAUCCGCUGCCCAAGGAGUUCGAUUCGGAUGCCAUUGCUUCCACUUUGUCGGAGGAUGGAGUUCUCAAUAUCACUGUUCCGCCAUUAGUUUCCAAGGAGGAGCUCAAGGAGCGCAUUAUACCCAUUAAGCACGUGGGUCCAUCGGAUCUUUUCCAGAAUGGAAAUGGUCAUAAGGAGGCAACUCCUCCAGCUUCUGCUUCGGAGCCGGAAACCAAGUGAAGGACCCCCUAUAGAUUGCAGCCUCAGCAGCCAAGUGAUUUCCCAAGACUCUCGUUUAUCGUUGCACUAAAAAAAAGUCAAAAAAUAUCGCACAAGUCGUAUUAUAUUUAAUAAUUUAUUAUUAGCUACAUUUUAAACAGUCCAAUCAAAUUUUAAGACUAAUCGAAAUCAAGUAUUAAUAAACGAAUAUGAAUGUCUCAGUA